Chiloscyllium plagiosum (whitespotted bambooshark) is the source of this 2729-nucleotide messenger RNA. It is a transcript of the gene ska1, whose product is annotated as spindle and kinetochore associated complex subunit 1. NCBI's taxonomy places the organism in Eukaryota, Metazoa, Chordata, Chondrichthyes, Orectolobiformes, Hemiscylliidae. Gene Ontology annotation, molecular function: microtubule binding. The record is from RefSeq and is a predicted model, not a curated record. Gene Ontology annotation, cellular component: outer kinetochore; spindle microtubule; mitotic spindle. Gene Ontology annotation, biological process: chromosome segregation; regulation of microtubule polymerization or depolymerization; cell division.
UGUCUCCCGGAUGGGCGGGAAUUUCAAACAGGAGGAGCCGUUAACGGAUGUGCCUUUAAAGCAAUUGUUUACAAAGUAGUUAUUUUCUCUUUGAAGGCAAGAAUCACCGGCGAACUAUAAAUACGCGAACAGUGCUCCAGAAAAGCUCAGCACAAGUUGGAAGAACGGCAUCUAAUUUUCUGCUUCGACUCUGCAGCUUUUGGGAUUCCAUAAUGAGAAAUGGCAUCUGUUGACUUACAAGAUGUAUCAACUCAACUGAACAACAAGAUAUCGUCUAUCAAAAGGUCUAUGCAGCUGAAGAACAUGUGUAAUGACCCUUCACUUACAAACAUUCUGCAGAAGAUUGGCCUGGAGUUGUCUAGCAUUCGGGGUAUAUUGGAUAUUUUUCAAAUGCAGAUACAGCAACAGCAAACUGAACUGAGAUCACUCCAGGAACUGAAAAAUGCAGUCCAAAGAAAUUCUGAAAAAGCACAUCAUUUACUAGAAAAUAUCCCAACUCAUCUACCCAAGAAAGCUGCUGAAACUAGCACAGCACCUGCAAAAGAUCUGAAAGUCCAAGAAGUAACUGCCCAUCCUGAACCUGAAAAGAAUUCAGCGAAAAACAAACAUUUUGUUCGUGAAAUUGAAUACCUGUUAAUGGAGGAAUUUAAUCAGGUACCUGGAUAUAUGAAAGGGCGAAUGACCUAUGAUCAGAUCAAUGCUGUGAUUAAGGAGAUUAAUGCUACUGUGAAAGCCAAGUACAAGAUCCUAAACCUGCCAAUGAAAUCAAUGUCGAAUACUACUCGUAACCAAUAUCAUGCUUUUAAAGAACAAGAAACCAAGGAAACCAAAGGUCAAUAUUUCUUUGUAGAAGCUGAUAUAAAGGAUUUCUCGCACCUUAAGGUUGACAAGAAAUUUCACGUAAUCUUAAAUAUUCUGCGACAUUGCCACCGAUUGCGGGAAGUCCGCGGGAGUCAUCAUGUGCGCUACUUGUUACUUUAAGGCAAUUGUAAAUUGUUUCGGUAUUCUUAAGCCACAUAAAUCCUAAUGUCUCAAAGAUAACUGUGCUAGUUACUUUUACAAAAGGGAAUUAUAUAUGCCUUAUUUACUCCCUCUCCUAUUAUCAUAAUAUGGUCUUCAUCUGAGGAUUGGUAGCCUUUUGAGAUUAAUACUAUAAUAUUUACAUUUUUUUAAAGUAUAUUUUUCUGCUAUUACAUGCCUGUGACAUCCCAAAUUCACACCUUAUUCUUUGCAGUUAGAUACAUACUGGGAGAGAGUCUAGGAACGAUGUUGAAAUCAUGUUAUCUCAGCACUUUUUAAUUUAAUUCUGCUCAUUUUAAAGUACUCUGAAUCACUUGAUACAAUCUGCAAAUGAUGUAAAUCCUAAACCUCCUUUUGGGCUGGGUGAGCACCAGAGAAGGAACAAGAAAAUGUCCAACUGAAGCACUCAUGAACCGUCUCCUGAUAUCACUGCGCAGAGAUUUGAAUACAUAUCACCAUGUUUAAAAUGACGACUUUUGAAUCAAUUCAUACUCUAAGGGUAAUCAGAUGUUUGAUCCUCUGCAUUUUGACCCAAGUCUAGCACACGACUCAAUUGUGGAUGUCUAUUGAAUUAUUUUGUGUACUUUUGGUAGAUCUGUGCUGUUUAAUGUUAUUCGAAGAUUUCAGCAAAAUCAAUAGUAUUGACAUUAUUUUCUAAAUGUGUUCUGUCUAAAAUGUCUUUUGGUCUACUGUGCUUAAAAUUUGUGUUCAGUAAUGUAAUUUUUUUUACUCUUUAAAAUUUUGUAACUUGUCUUUUCAGCUGUUAUACUCCCCAAUCUACUAAGUCACUAAAUUCUUGAUGUAUUUCGACUAGCUGAUCUCUGAAAAUAACUCACUGCCAAUCCAUCAGCAGCAACUUCUAAAAAUCCUAAUGCAGGACAAUGCAGUUGUUUUCAUAUGACUUUCAACAUAGAAAAUAUCAUAAAGUGCAUAUCACAAGUGCUUCAGACUAGAUGGGGAAAAAACAAAAUCAAGUGGCGGAUGCAAUGCUACAAGGGAAAGAUUUGGGUAGGUGACCAAAAGCCAGUUUUGGACAUGAAUGGUGACUAGCUCACAGCUGAUGUAAAUGCUCAGGGUCAUGCAAAAAAGUAAGUUUCAGGCAAGUCUAACCAAAUUAAGCUGAUGCCAAGCAACAGUGCUCUCCCAGCUGGGUUCUUUACUUCAGUAAAGGAUAGUGAUGUGUAACAAUUUGCCAUCAUUAAUGGGAAGAUUUUCCUAAUAAUUGACAUUGGGUGCACUGAUUACCUAUUUGUUGAGGGAGAAUUUCAUGCCUGUAAUAGACCUGCUGAUUUUUUUUUUGUCUGACAUCAUCAUCAUCAUCAUCUCCAAUCAAUUAGCAACUUUAUUACUGCUAUCGAAUCCUCCCUGUUAAUUGGCUUUUAUGCAAAGCAUUCAAGUAAUCCAAUGUGUUAUUUUAAUCACUGCAACUGGAUGAGUAAAAUAACUCUCAACUUGGCUCUUGUAAAAAUUAUGAUUUUGAAAUUGACAGCUCAUGCAAAUUAAACUUUCAAAUUUUAAUAAUGCUCUUUAUUUGAAAUAAAUUUUCCUAUCUACAAAUAUUAAUGCAAUUAGGUUUCUAACCUAAUUUAGCUAUUAAAAUUUUAGUAAUUCGUAGCAAUAAUUGAUGAUCCAUUGGCGGCUGAGUGGUUAGCACAUCUGCCUCUCAGCACCAGGGAUCUGGGUUUGAUUCCACACUCUGGUGACUGUGU